AUCUUCAUGAAACGUGUUUUUUUACAAUUUCCCUUCCUUUAUCACCGACCUUGUAACCUUACACCAUCUCUUUCCAUUAUAAAUACGGCUUUAUCGUCUUUUAUUACCAAUUGCGGUUCAACUUAUCCUUUAACAACCACAAAUUACUCUUCAAUUACUCCUCAAAGUCAUCCAAUCAUGUCUGAAGCCGGAAAUUUAGUGUUAUUGUCGGUUUCUGAUAAAACCGGCUUAAUACCAUUGGGAAAAGCUCUAAAUGAGCUUGGUUUUACGUUGGUGGGAAGCGGGGGAACAGCAAAAAGUUUACGGGAAGCUAAUUUACCUGUUAAAGAUGUUUCCGAAAUAUCUGGAGCCCCGGAAAUUUUGGGUGGAAGAGUUAAAACUUUACAUCCAACUGUUCACGGAGGAAUUUUAGCCCGAUUAAUUCCCUCUGAUCAAGAAGAUCUAAAACGCCAAAAAAUCGAUAUGAUUCGCAUGGUUGUAUGUAAUUUAUACCCAUUUGUUGAAACCGUUUCAAAACCGGAAGUAAAAGUACCCGACGCGGUUGAAAAUAUUGAUAUUGGAGGUGUAACUUUAUUAAGAGCUGCUGCAAAGAACCACGAUCGUGUAACUGUUCUUUGUGAUCCAAAGGAUUAUGAGAAAAUUAUUGAAGAAAUUAGAUCCUCUCCAAACAAAGAUACAAAAAAAACUACCAGAGAAAAGCUCGCCUUAAAAGCUUUUACUCACACCUCAGAAUAUGAUUUGGCUAUUUCCGAUUACUUCCGAAAACAAUUUUCAUGCGGAGAAUCUCAACUAACACUUCGUUAUGGCAUGAAUCCCCAUCAAAAACCAGCCCAAAUUUUUACAACAUUAGAAAAACUCCCGUUAACAGUUGUAAAUGGUUCUCCAGGAUUCAUUAAUUUAUGUGACGCUUUAAACGGUUGGCAAUUGGUGAAAGAAUUAAAAACAGCGUUAAAAUUACCGGCUGCUACAAGCUUUAAACAUGUUUCACCUGCAGGGACUGCGGUAGCUGUUCCUUUAACAGGGGAUGAGGCUAAAGUUUGUAUGGUGGAUGAUUUAAAAGAGCACUUAACUCCGAUGGCAAUCGCUUAUGCUCGAGCUCGAGGUGCCGAUCGAAUGUCAUCGUUUGGAGAUUUCAUCGCUUUAUCUGAUAUUUGCGAUUACGCAACGGCUCGUUUGAUAUCCCGAGAAGUUUCCGAUGGAAUCAUAGCGCCCGGUUACGACCCGGAAGCGCUUGAAUUGUUAAAAAAGAAAAAAAAUGGUUCUUAUUGUGUCCUAAAAAUCGAUCCCGAUUACAUCCCCGACCCAAUCGAACGCAAAGUUUUAUUCGGUUUAACCAUGGAACAACGCCGAAAUGAUGCUUUAAUCGAUAGAAGUUUAUUUACAAACGUCGUAACAAAUAACAAAAAUUUAACGGAAGCUGCCGUUAGAGAUUUAAUUGUGGCUACGAUUGCUUUGAAAUACACUCAAAGUAAUUCAGUUUGUUACGCGAAAAACGGUCAAGUUAUUGGUAUUGGAGCUGGGCAACAAUCCAGGAUUCAUUGUACGAGAUUAGCCGGUGAUAAAGCCGAUAAUUGGUGGUUGAGACAUCAUCCAAAUGUGAUGGCAAUGAAGUUUAAAGCGGGUGUGAAACGAGCCGAAAUAUCAAAUGCAAUCGAUAAUUACGUUAAUGGCACAAUUGGAAAAGAUAUGGACCGAGAUGUAUGGACAGCAAUGUACGAAGUUGUUCCCCCAGAGUUAUCAGAAACCAAUAAAACCGAAUGGAUCAAGAAAUUAAGUGGGGUCGCUUUAGGUUCUGAUGCAUUUUUCCCAUUCAGGGAUAACGUCGAUAGAGCCCAUUUGAGUGGAGUUACAUAUAUUGCAAGCCCAUCAGGUUCUACAAACGAUGCUGACGUAAUUAAGGCAUGUAAUGAUCAUAAAAUCACUUUAGUUCACACCAAUUUAAGAUUGUUCCAUCAUUAAAUAAAUAAAUAAAAUAUUUUUGAGUA
Molecule: messenger RNA, 1985 nt
Organism: Onthophagus taurus
Lineage: Eukaryota; Metazoa; Arthropoda; Insecta; Coleoptera; Scarabaeidae
Product: bifunctional purine biosynthesis protein ATIC
Biological process (GO): 'de novo' IMP biosynthetic process
Cellular component (GO): cytosol
Molecular function (GO): IMP cyclohydrolase activity; phosphoribosylaminoimidazolecarboxamide formyltransferase activity
Source: RefSeq, a predicted model, not a curated record